Molecule: messenger RNA, 1111 nt
Organism: Symsagittifera roscoffensis
Lineage: Eukaryota; Metazoa; Xenacoelomorpha; Acoela; Convolutidae
Product: ketosamine-3-kinase-like
Exons: 2
Coding region: 20-901 (293 amino acids)
Source: RefSeq, a predicted model, not a curated record
CUGAUUUCAGACGUUGUAAAUGAUGGAAGAGUUCCUUAAGAAUGAGUUAUCAUUCGAGUAUGUUAAACCCACCAGCUAUUCAGGUGGAGGCUGCAUUAAUAACGGGCGCUCUUAUGACACAGACAAGGGGAGAUUUUACCUCAAGUACAACAAAAAGAAGGGGUCACACACUAUGUUCAAAGGGGAGUUUAUUAGUUUAGAAGAAAUUGAAAAAACAAACACGAUCAGAGUUCCUCACCCUGUGUCUGUUUUUUCUCAGUCACCAUCUGGAUCAGCUAUUCUUAUUGAGCAUCUAGAUAUGAAAAGUUUGCGCCGCAAAGAAGCAGAACUUGGCACUAAAUUAGCUCAGAUGCAUAAAUUUAAUAUAACAAAUGGGGAAGUCAAAGAGUUCGGUUUCAAAGAUACGACGUGUUGUGGGUUUCUUCCUCUAGACAAUACGUGGAAAUCAGAUUGGAUUCAAUUUUAUGCCGAGAACAGAAUUAAGCCGCAAGUUGAUAUGCUAAUGGACAAGCGUGGAACGAACAAUGUGGGUGAUUUGAGGAAUCUGUAUGAGCUGCUGAUUCGAAAGAUGCCCAUUUUUUUCAAAGAUAUCGAAUUGAAGCCAUCCCUUCUGCAUGGAGACCUGUGGUCUGGAAAUGUGGGUGAAACAGACACAGAAGCUAUCAUUUAUGACCCUGGCUCUUUUUAUGGUCAUUCCGAAUUUGAUUUUGGAAUAGCGACUAUGUUUGGUGGUUUUUCGCGCAAGUUCUACGACGCCUAUUUUGCAGUCAUGCCGAAAGAGAAAGGGUUUGACCAGCGGAACAGUUUGUAUGAGUUGUUCCACAAUUUGAAUCAUUGGAAUCAUUUUGGAUCUGGAUACCAGUCUGGAUCUAUUUCAAUUAUGGAACAAUUGACUCGAUGAGAAAAUAGUUUUUCGGUGCUACAUAACUUUAUUGAACAAAUCGUUGAAAAAAUAACUUUUUUCUUUCCUUUAAAUAUUCAAACCACAAAUGUCGAACCAUAUGAAGUUACAUUUGUGGUUUGAUUAUUUAUAGAGGAAUAGUUUAGUUAUUAAAUUAUUAAUAAAUCGUUCUUUUUUAUCUAAAAUUCUAUAGCUUGUAAAAGCAAAUGA